Zea mays is the source of this 1626-nucleotide messenger RNA. RefSeq lists its product as uncharacterized. Gene Ontology annotation, molecular function: protein binding. Bases 1 to 1626 code for a protein of 541 amino acids. Lineage: Eukaryota; Viridiplantae; Streptophyta; Magnoliopsida; Poales; Poaceae. The transcript has 2 exons. The record is from RefSeq and is a predicted model, not a curated record.
AUGGAGCAGAAGGACCGACGGAGCUGCCUCCCCGACGACGUCCUCCAAUCCAUCCUCCGCAAACUCUCGCUCAAGCAGGCCGUCCGCACCGGCGCUCUCUCCCGGUGGUGGGAGUCCCAGUGGAUCCGUGCUCUCGCCAGCUCCCCAGUUGUCGACCUCACCGACGACCCAGACUUUGCCCGCGGCCAGCCGCCGGCGCUGUCUGCGGCCACGGUGGAUCGCUGCCUCCGGCUCCACACAGAGCUCGGUGCGCCGCUCGACAUGUUCCGCGUGGCACUGGUUUGCCCAUCAGAUCUGGACGGGCAAGACGUCAUCGGGUGGAUCGCGACUGGCUUGCGAAGGGGCGCCAGGGCGGUCGAAGUGGAUCUGGCACCGCCGCCGCCGGAGGAGGAGGACGAGGAGGAGGAGGGCGAGGAGGAGGAGGACCCGCACGCCGGUCAUGAGGCGCCGCUCUUGGAGCUCCCCGCUGAUCUGUUCCAGGCCAGGAACUCACUGGAGCGGCUGGCGCUCGGCUCGUUCAGCCUCCACGCUGUUCCGCUCCCCGCGGUGGGUCUCGCCGGCCUCCGCUCGCUCUCCCUCAGCCAUGUCGACGUCACCGACGAGGCGCUCCGGGGCCUUGUCGCCAACUGUCCGGCGCUCGAGCGCCUUAGCCUGAGGCGCUGCUCCCGCCUCGCCAUGGUGAGCGUUGCCAGCGAGACGCUGCGGGUGCUGGAGCUCGUGGGCUGCCAGGCCUUGAAACAACUCUGCGUCGAUGCGCCCGCGCUGGAGUCGUUCGCCCUGCACUGCAACAUCUUCGUCACCAACCCCGACGCCCCCUGUGAAUGGGAUUGGGAUACUCCUGUUGAAGUCGACUUACUCGGCCCACCGGCCCUCCGGGACGUGUAUCUGUCGCACAUCGGCUGCGACACCCGCCUCGACACCGAGCAUAACGCGCUCUACCCUUCCUUGUGCCUCGACGUCGUGCUAGCCCGGAUCCUGACUAUUUGCUCCAUCGGCUUGCUGGUACGUACCGAAAAUCACAAUGCUCACAAAUUAAUUCGAUCGGUGACUAUUUACUCUUGUGGAUCGGAUCAACAUGUUGAUUCACUCAGCUGGCUCGACCCAUUCAAAGACAUGCCGAACCUAGAAGAGUUGCAGCUGCUGAUGGACUACGAAGGUUACUGCCUUGAGGCCGUGUCCGGUUUCUUCAAGCUCAUCCCACUUCCAGUCCUUCAACGGCUCUUUGUGUGUCUCCAUAUUGAUCACGAGCCGGAGGGAGAAGGCAGCUCAUCCGCAGCAGUGUGGAGCGUCGAGAAUGAUGAUAGCAAAGACAUGGCACCCAAGGAGGAGAUCGUCCUUGACCAGCUGACAUUCAUCAAGUUUGUGAAUUUUAGUGGGACAUGGUGCCAGCUGCGGUUGCUCAGCUUCUUCCUGGAUAAGUCCCCUGUCCUCCAGCAGCUGGUGCUGGUCACGCCGGAAGGGGAGGGAGCUCUAGGAGAUGACCGACUAAAGGUCAUCCAUGAGCGGGUGGCCGCAUUGGAGAAGGCCUCAAGCGAGGCAAGCAUUACCGUGUGCCGGCCCAAGGAAGACGAUACCCCGAACCAUCCACACACGAGGUACUUCCACGAGGAGUAUGAAACUAUGUAA